AUGUCGUCCGAUAAUAAUAACGAUGACGGCAGGAGUCCGUCCCUAUGGGUCUGGUUGGCCGCCAUAGCGGCCCUCAUGUCCGCCAUGUCUAUGGGCACCACAUUAGGAUGGAGCGCACCGGGAGUUCCCGACUUAAAAAACGACACGAGUAUGCCUCACAUGGACGGCGAGACCGAGACGUGGAUCGGAUCGUCCAUGAAUUUGGGAGCACUGGCUGGUGGACUGUUAGGCGGCCCAUUGCUACAGAUGUUGGGCAUGAAAAAGAUCUUGAUCGGUUUGGGCGCACCAUUUAUCGUGGGUUGGGUGCUCAUCAUUGUGGCAAAGGGUUUCGCACUCAUAAUAGUUGGCAGAGUUUUAACAGGUUUUGCGGCCGGAAUUUCAUGCGGUGUGGCGCCGACAUACUGUAACCACAUAUCAACACCUAAAAUACGAGGAAUGUUGGGCACCGGCUUUCAACUUUUCGUGAAUAUCGGCAUAUUAUAUAUGGAUCUGUUCGGACUGUCCCUGAGCUGGAAAAUCAUAUGCAUCUGCGGACUCAUACCAUCGGCGAUCAUGUCUGUGGGCAUGUUAUUCAUGCCGGAGUCGCCCCUAUGGCUGAUGAGUAAACACGGCCGCAGUUCCCAAGUGGUGGACGCCCUCCGGAAACUCCGGUCCGACUCGAGUGACAUCGAGACGGAGCUCAAGGAAAUGGAGGACAACGCCGACAAGUCUAAGGAGAACUCGGGCUUCUCUAUGGGACAGUUAGCCCGGCCCGACAUCUAUAAGCCAUUCAUCAUCGCAAACGCGUUGAUGUUUUUCCAGCAAUUUUCGGGCAUAAAUGCCGUCCUAUUUAACUUGAAACAAAUAUUCCUCGAUUCGGGCUCAUCCAUGGACCCGAUGGUGAGCACCUGUAUCGUAUCGGCGGCAAUGGUGUUCUCCUGUCUCGGCGGCAGUCUUAUCAUCGACCGGUUGGGUCGCAAAAUACUACUCUUAGCGUCGGGUGUGGGCCAUGUGGUCACUCUGGGAGUCCUCGGCUACUACUACUACAGCAAACCGGACUUAGGAUGGCUGCCACUCGUGUGUCUCGUGGUGUUUGUCAUCGCAUUCAACCUCGGCUUCGGACCCAUACCGUGGAUGAUAGUGUCGGAGAUCACCCCGAGUAAUGCCAUCGGUGCCAUCAGCGCCGUCGGCACCGGAUUUAACUGGAUGUUGGCGUUCGUCAUAACCAAGGAGUUCGCGGCCGUCCAGGAGGCCAUUCACCCGUACGGCGCCUUCUGGUUGUUCGCCGGGUGUUCGGCCGCCUCUGUCCUCUUCACUCUGCUCUUCGUUCCCGAAACCAAAGGCCGAUCGCUGGAGGAGAUGAGCCGUAUAUUUAGGGGACAGUCGGCUGAUGGCGAUGAUGAUUGGGAGGGCAUCGACACCUCCAGGGGAACGCAUAAAGAUCCGUAUAUUAACAAUAAAGAUGUGACG
Oppiella nova is the source of this 1449-nucleotide messenger RNA. Lineage: Eukaryota; Metazoa; Arthropoda; Arachnida; Sarcoptiformes; Oppiidae. The record is from the annotation of a GenBank genome assembly.